AUGAACAAGACGAGGGUUGAUGUGGAAGAAGAAAUCGAUUUAUCGAGUAAGAAAGAUCAUCAUAUUAAAUCUGAAGAAUUUGCUGUGGAUGAGUCAAAAAUUGAAGAAUUAAAUGGUGUUUUCAAUGAGGAUGAUUAUGUUGAUGUUCCUCCUGAUGGUGGUUAUGGCUGGCUCUGUUGUGCUUGUGUCACUGCAAUGAAUUUUGCCACUUGGGGUGUAAAUUGUGGGUUUGGAAUUUUCUUAUCAUUUUAUUUGGAGAAUGAUGUUUUCCCUGGUGCUACUCCAACUGAUUAUGCAUUGGUUGGUGGGAUUUUAGUCUUUUUAACUUUAGCAUUAAUCCCAUAUACAUCUGUUUUAUUAUUAAAAUUUGGAUAUAAAAUUACUGCCUCUAUAGGGAUAUUAAUCCAAUUAGCAGGAUUUUUAGGUGCAAGUUUCUCUACAACUCUUGUCCAAUUUUAUAUUACACAAGGUGUAUUGAUUGGUAUAUCUUAUGGAAUAAUAUUUGGUGCAAAUUCAAUUGUUUUACCUUCUUGGUUUUUAAAAAAACGUGCACUAGCAAAUGGAAUAUCUCAUUUUGGAGUUGGAUUUGGAGGUGUUGUUUUCACACUCAUUAUAAAUAAACUUAUAAUUGAAACUGGUGAUCAAAAAUGGGCUUUAAGAAUAAUUGCAAUUAUAUCUUUUGUUAUUUGUACAGUUACAAUGUUUUUAGUUAAAAUUAGAAUACCUCAAAAUAGUCAAUUUAAAGAUCAACAAAAUUUAUCCAUUAAGAAGAUAUUUAAAAAUAUAUUUGAUUUAAAAGUUUGGAAAAUGUUCCCCUUACAUUUGGCUACACUUUGGUCUUGUAUAGGUGCCACUGGAUAUUGUAUCUUGUUAUACAGUCUUUCAAAUUAUGCUACAAGUAUGGGGUUUUCCCGUCAUCAAGCAAUGAUAAUAACUGUUUUAUUGAAUGCCAGUCAAUCAAUAGGAAGACCAUUAAUUGGAUAUUUAAGUGAAAAAUUUGGAAGAACAAAUUUUACAAUGUUUGCAACUUUUUAUACUUGUGUGAUGUCUCUUGUAUUUUGGAUAAAUGUUAAAAGUUAUGCUGCUUUAAUAAUAUUCACAUUAAUGAUAGGUUUAUUAGUUGGUAUAAGCUCAGUCAAUGUGGUUCCUUUAGUUGCUGAUGUGGUUGGAUUAAACUCUUUUGCAAGUGGAUUGGGAUUUGCGAAUACAAUAAAUGCAAUCAUGUCUUUAGUUGCAGAAAUGAUUGCCUUAAAUUUACGUGACUACUCUAUACCAAAUAGAAACCCUUAUUUUCAUUGUCAGAUUUUUGUUGGUGUUUUAUAUUUCUGUGGGUUUAUAGCUUUAAUACCAUACAGGGAAUGGAAAGUUAAAAGAAUGCUUCAUCAAUUAAAAAAUUCUAAAAAAUUGACAGAAAAUGAAAGACAAUCAUUUAAUGAUUUAUUAGAAAGCAAAGGUUUUAUUGGAUUUUUACAAAGAGCUUUCCAUUUAACCAUUAUUUGA
Messenger RNA from Hansenula ciferrii, 1500 nucleotides. RefSeq names its product Monocarboxylate transporter. The record is from RefSeq and is a predicted model, not a curated record. Lineage: Eukaryota; Fungi; Ascomycota; Saccharomycetes; Phaffomycetales; Wickerhamomycetaceae. The transcript has a single exon. Gene Ontology annotation, biological process: transmembrane transport. Bases 1 to 1500 code for a protein of 499 amino acids. Gene Ontology annotation, molecular function: transmembrane transporter activity.